UCAGCAAAUGCAAUAGUUAAUGAAAAACUUGUACAAAAGUUUCAUGAUAAUAAACAUGCCUUUACCAACCUUGAUCCUGACAAUCUAAGGGAUUGUAUAAUUAAUUGGGAUCUGGAACGUGUUAGGAUAAAUCCUUUAGCCCGGAUGAAACGGUUAAUUACUAGACUAAGUAUGG
This is a messenger RNA of Racocetra persica, 175 nucleotides long. Lineage: Eukaryota; Fungi; Glomeromycota; Glomeromycetes; Diversisporales; Gigasporaceae. The record is from the annotation of a GenBank genome assembly.